Molecule: messenger RNA, 6514 nt
Organism: Poecilia reticulata (guppy)
Lineage: Eukaryota; Metazoa; Chordata; Actinopteri; Cyprinodontiformes; Poeciliidae
Source: RefSeq, a predicted model, not a curated record
CCCCGCAGCUUCUUCCAUCCGCAUCACCGCCAGCCUGCGCGGCGAUUUAAAAUUAACGACCAGUGGUGACCUCUGACCCCUGCGGGAUGCUGGACGCGGUGAGGAUGAAGGAGGCCUGCCGGAUCUGCGCCCGGGAACUGUGCGGGAACCAGCGGCGCUGGAUCUUCCACCCCGCAGCCAAGCUGAGCCUGCAGGUGCUGCUGGCCCACGCCCUGGGCCGCGGGCUGGGCCGGGACGGCCGCGGGGAGUUCGCCUGCUCCAAGUGCGCCUUCAUGCUGGAGCGGAUGUUCCGGUUCGACACGGUGGUGGCCCGGGUGGAGGCGCUGUCCCUGGAGCGGCUGCAGCGGCUGCUGCUGGAGAAGGAGCGGCUGCGGCUCUGCGUCGCGGGGCUGUACCGCAGGAGCAACCCGGGGGAGGCCGGCGGGGAGGACGCGGAGCUGGACGGAACCUACGCGGACCUGAUCCAGGACGACCUGGUGUUCUCCGGGUUCGAGUCCUGGGCGGAUCGGGAGGACGCGGCGCCGGACCAGCCGCUCCACCACUGCACCGGAGCCGAGGCCGGCCUGAAGCCCCGCAGGUGCCGCGGCUGCGCGGCGCUGCGGGUCGCGGACUCGGACUACGAGGCGGUCUGUAAGGUUCCGAGAAGGUUCGGUCGCAGAAGCACCUCCUGCGGGCCGUCGACCCGCUACUCCGCCUCCGCUGUGGGGGUGGAGGACCUGAGCAGAACCUGCGAGGCAACACCGGUCCCGAUGGAUGUUCCUGCAGCCGACAAACGGAGCCACAGCCCCGCGUCCUCCGUGGAGUCUCUGGAGCUGCACAGAACCAAGGAGGAACCGGACCCGAACCCGAACCCGGAGGAGACUGGGAGCUCCCUGCCCAGGGCGGAGGCGCUGCUGGGCCUCCUGCGGGGCUGGGAGUACCGGCCGGUGACCCCGCCCAGGGGCAGCAGGCUCCCGGUUCUGGUCAAAGGCAAGCUGGAUCCGAACCCGUCCUCCCACCCGGCCGUCCCGGUGGUGGUGCAGGCGGAGCUGGAGGAGCUGCAGGAGCUGCAGGAGCAGUGGCUGGAUGACUACCUGCCGUUCCAGCAGGUAGACGGAGAGCCGAGGCGGUGGCGGGAAAAGCGGGCCUGCGCCACGGGGAGGGCGCCGCCUGCAGGGGGCGCCACAUGUUGGGGAACUGAGCAUCUAGUGAACAUUUUCUGGAUGAGGCUGCAGGCGACCUUCACUUCGUCCUUCAGAACCAGCAGCAGCGCCGCGUCCUCCAUCUUGGAAUUUGGUUUCGCUCGUAAAGCCACGACGCUAAACGAAGAAAACGGCGACAUGCUGAAGGAGCAGAAGGAGAACCGAGACUCUGUGCUGCAGAAGCUGCGGCAGCGAAUAGCGCAGCGAGACGCAGCGCUGCAGCGAGCAUCGGACCAGGCGUUUCGCUCGGCGCAGCAGCGGGACGCGGCGAGCCGGCGGCUGCAGCUGCUGCUGCGGGAGAAGGAGCGCGACCUGGAGAGGCAGCGCCGCGUUCUGGCCCACAACGAGGAAACCAUCGCUAGCCUGCAGGCGCUGCUGAGGGGGAAGGAGCUGCAGCUGCAGCAGCUGGACGACGCCUGCGCCGGCGUCCGGCGGCGGCAGCGGGACUCCGACGAGCGGACCAGUCAAAUCCUGAGGGAGAGAGACGGCGUCAUCGAGCAGCUGCAGGCGGCGCUGCUCGCUCGCACGCAGGAGGCCCAGGACCUGCUCUGCUCUCUGCUGCCUCAGGUCCAGUCGGCGCCGGUUCAGGUUCUGGAGGAGCUGAAGCUCCGCCUCCAGCUGAAAGACCGCCUCUUCCAGGAAGUGAUGUCAGACCGGACCCGGCAGGCCCGGGAGCACCAGGAGCAGGUCCAGGAUCUGCUCAGAACCGUCAGCGCCAGGGACCAGUACAUCCAGGACUCAGCGGCCCGACUCACCGAGGUUCUGGAAGAGCAGACCCACAGAGUCCAGGAGCUGCGGCGGCAGCUGGGCUCCGGGUCGCAGCCGGACGCAGCGCUGCAGCAGGAGCUGCAGCAGGAGCUGCAGCAGGAGGAGCAGAACCAGGAGGAGACGAGGAGUCGGGCCGAGCAGCUGGACCAUCUGAGCCGCAGUCUGAGCCUGAAGGACGAGAUCAUCAGGGACCUUCAGAGGAAGAUGGCGGACCCGUCGGACCUUCCUCUGGUGGAGCGGCUGACCCUGGAGGUCCAGGAGCUGAGGGAGGUUCUGGCCCGGCAGCCUGAGUUUGGAGAGCUGAGCGGCGAGGAGGAAGAUGAGCAGAGUGAGGAUGAUGAUGAAGAUGGUGGUGGUGAAGAGUCUAGCACCCGGGGUCGGCAGCUGGAGGCUGAAGGGCUGAUGGAGGUCAAGCAGCUGGUGGAGCAGAAGCAGCUGGUGGACAGAGAGCUGGCGGAGCUGAAGGCUCAGCUGGAGAAGGCCGGCUUCUCUUCGCUGUCCCAGAUGAGGAGAGCUUUGUUCAGCCUGCGAUCGGAGAACGAGGACUUGAAGCUCCAGCUGGCUGGCGGCGGGCAGGCCGUGGAGGAAGAGGAGGAGGAGGAAGAGGAGGAGGAGGAGGAGGAAGAGGAGGAAGAGGAGCAGAGCUCUGGGAUGUGGGAAGCCUGGGAUGGAGAUCUGUCCCUGUCUGACGUCAGGACUCGUAGCCACGGCGACCAGAAGACAGAGGAGGGCGACGGAGCCGAGACGCUCACCGGCUCCUCACAGGACGACGAGCCGGCCAAUCAGCAGCGGCGGCCGGACGUCUCGCCCUCAGCGGCCUGUGGGAAGACGGUCCGUCUGCGGCUGCAGGACUACAGAGAGCAGCUGGCAGAAACAGCCGUGCAGCAGGACAGCAAGCUGGUCCAGGUGGACCUGCAGGAUCUGGGCUAUGAGACCUGCGGCCGCAGCGAGAACGAGGCGGACAGGGAGGAGGCCAGCAGCCCAGAGUUCGACGACCUGGAGAUGUGCACGUCUCUGGACCUGGGCUCCCAGUGGCGGCCCGGCGGCGCCGCCCGGCCCGGCGGCGACGGCGAGGCCGGCCGCCUGCCGCGGGCCGAGGACGACGAGGCCUGGCGGCCGUCUGACGGAGCCUCGCAGCGUCGCCAUGACGACGGCCUCCAGGAGCUGACGUCCAGAGUGGACGCUCUGGAGGACCAGCUGAGGAGAGGAGGCAGGACGGAGGAAGGGCCCUCUGCUACCUGGCCGGGGAAGCUGGACUCCCUGCUGAAGGCUCAGGCCAGUGACCUGUCGCUGCUGCGCCAGCGGCUGCGUGAUGCGCGGCCCGCCUGCGGCCUGCUGCGCCGCCACCUGGCCGCCACCACCCGCGCCUUCGAGGAGCUGCUGCGCGCCAACGACGUCGACUACUACACGGGCCAGAGCUUCAGGGAGCAGCUGGCCCAGAGCGCCGCCCUGGCCCAGCGGGUCGGCGCCAGGAUCGGCGGACCUGAGCUCGGAACCAAACGGACCCUCGCGUCUGAGGACCCGGAGGAGACGACGCAGCUGCUCGCCGUCCGGCUCAGUAAGGAGCUGCAGCAGAAGGAUAAAGUGAUCGAAUCUCUCCGAGCCAAACUGGACCAGCAGCAUCAUCAUCAUCAUCAUCGCUCCGACUCGCCCAGCAGCAGCCACGCCCUCUCUGACAUCACCGACCAAUCAGAUCGCAUCUCUUACGUGUCCGACGAGCACGGCUCCACCAACGGCGACCCGGAGUUGUGCUGCGACGCAGACGGUGCCGGCGGACUCGGACCUGAGGAAAACAGGGAUGCUACUGGGACCGGUGAGUCCGACCAGCAGGGGGCAGCAGGGGGCAAAUAUAAACUACAAACCUUUAACGCUCUCUUCCCUGCAGGGUUUUCCACUCCCAGGUCUCUCCACGGUCUCCCCCCGUUCGUCCCUCAGCAUCAUGCUGACGCCGCCGGCUGCCUGCCGCUCUCCUACAGAGGCUUCCCUCCACCUCCGUUCGGCGGCCUGGACGUCGCCAUGGCGACGCGAGGCGGCGCCGGCCUGCUGGAAAGACGUGCAUUGUGGGAAACGCCGCGCGGCGUGGGAGCCGACCUGUCGUCCGGGUCGUCGGGUUACCAGUCAGGAACCGGACAACCAGGUUCGGACCUGAUGAAGGAGCACCUGGCAGAGAUCCGGAGUCUGAGGCGGAGACUGGAGGAGUCCAUCCAGACCAACGACCGGCUCCGGCUGCAGCUGGAGGACCGGCUGGCCCACAGAACCGGGGACAAAGGAGCUCCGACCAACAUCUACAUCCAGGGCCUGGACUCGGCCGGCCAGCUGUCCGAGCUGCGCCUCCUGCAGGAGGAGAACGCCGCGCUGCAGGCGCAGCUGCAGGCGCAGCUGCAGCGAGAGGGCAGCAGAGAGGCGGAGCUUCUGAGGGAGGCGGAGCUUCUGAGGGAGGCGGUCCUCCAGGAGCGCUCCAGGCUGAAGGAGGCGGAGCUGGAGACACAGAGGUGGGCGGAGCUAAGCCAGAGGCUGCAGGCGGAGGACGCAGUUCGCUGCCAGGAGGUGGCGCAGCUGAGACAGCGGAACCAGGAAGCCGUCACCAGGCUGCAGCACGAGGCGAGCGUCCUGCGCCUGCGCCGGGACCAGAGCCGCCGCUUGAGCCACACGCUGCAGGAGGCGAAGAGCCGAGGCUGGGAACAGGACUCACACCCAGGUGAGGUGGCUAAUGGCUCUCUGCCAGUGACCUUUGACCCCAGAGAGCUUCACAUCCAGCUGAAGCAGCAGCUGAGCAGCCAGCCUGCAGCCAGGAGGCGACUCUUCAGCGGUGAAGACGUUUCUCCGCCCGUCAGAGACAGCGGGCCAAUCAGAGACAACGGGCCAAUCAGAGACUGCGGGCCAAUCAGCGGCCCAACCAGAGACAGCGGGCCAAUCAGCGGGCCAAUCAGAGACAGCGGCCCAAUCAGCGGGCCAAUCGGAGACAGCGGGCCAAUCAGAGACAGCGGSCCAAUCAGCGGGCCAAUCAGAGACAGCGGCCCAAUCAGAGACAGCGGCCCAAUCAGCGGGCCAAUCAGAGACAGCGGCCCCGUUGCUGCUCCGUCUCGGCUUCCUCCGCCCCAGACGGCUGAUCCAGCUGUCUGCGCCCAGCAGGGCGGCGCUCCCGAGGGGGGCCACCAGGCCGUCGGCCAUCUUGGAGACCUCCAGGCCCUGCAGCAGCAGCUCCAGGAAGGGGCCACCCUGGCUGCUCAGAUGGAGGCCGCCCUCUGUUCCCUGAGCGCCUCGCAGAGGCUUCAGCAGCCUUUGGACAGAGGGUGCGUCAGCAACCUGCUGUCGGACUCCAAAACGCUGAAGCGGACCCUGCAGGAGGCGGAGUCUCUGCUGCAGGCGACCUGGACGGCGGAUCUGACCGACUCUGAGGAAGACAGACAGGACAAGCCGCUGAGGGACGAGCCGCUGAGGGACGAGGUCGUCCGUCUCCGGGUGAAGCUGUCAGAGCGGGACCAGGCUCUAAGGGACGCCAUGGAGAGACUGAAGAGCUUCAGCCUCACCAAGGACAGCAUGGAGCAUCUGAUCGUCAGCCAGCUGUCCAGAACGCGGGACGUCCUGAGGACAGCGAAGACCAACCUGCAGGAGAACAAACUCAGGAUCUGCUCCCUUCCAGCCUCUGUCUCUGUCCCCUCCCCCCCCUGCGGCCCAGUAAAGGUGAAAAGCCAGGGGGCGCCACUGAGCUCGGCUCCCCUGCUGGUUGGAGCGUCCUGACACCCUGGAUCUAGCUGCUCACCAGCGCCCCCUGCAGCCCGGCGGCCCGGCUGAGACCUCCAGAACCUCCAGUGUCCAGACGUGCGGCUGGCAGCUGAAACCAGAAUCUGGACCCUCACAGAUCCCAGUUUCUGCCGUCUGCAGGCCUGUCGAUGGAGGCGAAGCCAUGACCCCUGAUGUUACUGCUGUAGUUCAGUCACUGGUCAAAUCCUCAGUGGGCGGAAAAAUAACUUUACCCACAGAAACGUCUCUUUUGGUUCUGCUUCUCAAGCUGCAAAGUAUUUUAUUAUUUUAGAUACUUGUUGGUGUAAAUCUGAGCUUUUCUCCACUGAAACACUGAAUCCAGAGAUGCUGCUGUGAACCUGCAGCAUCUCUGGAUGAAGCCCAGAAACCAGCCAGAACCGGAUCGGACCUCCUGCAGGUUCACGAGCCCUUAUCAAGGUCUAGGUGAGGUCUAGGUGAGGUCAAGGUGAGGCCUUCUCAGGGUUUUAGAGCGCCGGUGGGAGAAGGCUGGUCAGGUUUCCUGUUCCCUAGACUAAAGGCCUGGAGCCUCGUCUCUCUGGCUCCAGGCCUUUAGCCUCGUCUCUCUGGCUCCAGGCCUUUAGCCUCGUCUCUCAGGUUCCAGGCCUUUAGCCUCGUCUCUCAGGUUCCAGGCCUGGAGCCUCGUCUCUCAGGUUCCAGGCCUUUAGCCUCGUCUCUCAGGUUCCAGGCCUUUAGCCUCGUCUCUCAGGUUCCAGGCCUGGAACCUCGUCUCUCAGGUUCCAGGCCUUUAGCCUCGUCUCUCAGGUUCCAGGCCUGGAACCUCGUCUCUCAGGUUCCAGGCC